AGGCAGUUUUGGGUCAAAUGAGGUAUGUCGUAGCUCAUUGGUUUCAUGGAAGAUAUCCGUGCUUGGAACCAAGCGAACGGAAAAGACAGUGCAUGGAAUUGAUGCUGAAUUGUCCAGGUUCACUGCAGCGGCGGGUCCUUUGGGUCGCUGUGCUUUGGUGGCUUUGUGUGCUGGGAUACGGCUACUUCAUGUGGAUCUCCAAGGGCUGUGAGCCCUACAUGCCCUUUAUCUCAGACAUGGGCCUCAACGCCCAUGUUCCGAAGGUCUUUCUCAUGGGGACUAUGGUCGAAGGCCUCCUCAUCAGUUCAUGGCUGCUUUGGGCCACCCUGGCUCGAUCUCACAUCUUAAAGCUGCUCCGUUUGCGCUUCGUUGCACUGGAAGCUUUGUGUGUGCUCUGUGGUGCCAGUGUCGCUUUGGGCACCUUCUUCAUCGGAGUAUUCCCUUGGGAUGUUUACUCCUACCUGCACUUUGCAUGUGCGAGUGGCGUAUUUUGGGGCGGAUGUUUUUACUCCUUCUUCACCUGUUUGUUGUGCCUGGGCAUAAGCUGCGAAUAUCCAUUGAAUCUGCUGGGAACCCGAAGUCGGUGGCGCAUGAUGUACACCUGGCUAACGCCCCUCUGUGGCUUCUGCUUGUUGGCGGUGUUUCUUUGCCUCUUCGCUGCCUACGAUACAAGACCAGAGUUCUUUAGCUGGACCUGGUGGCCAGAGAUUCAGGCUUCUGCCAGAGAAGACUUCCUUGGCUAUUGCAGCGGUCGAAGCUGGCAUGGCUUACCCUGGGUGAACAGCUGUGCCUUUUGGGAGUGGGCCACCUUGAUGCUCCUCUUCGUCUCCAUGCUGGCAGGCCAAGCUGACAUCGAGCUGUACCUCGAUUUGAAAGGAGGAACCCAAGCGGAACUCCUUCCUUUCGAUCGACUGGAGGGAUCAGAGCUGCUGGCGGGGCGCUGGCGAAGCCCUUUGGGCACCUUGGGAUCAGCGCGAUGCUGGUGGCUGGCCUUGGUGCUAGGCCCUCCCAGCGUCUUCGCACUGAUGUACUUCAUUUGGGUGCACGGAUGCUCUCCUCUACCCCCACUCCUGUCACACUUUGGCCUGAACAAGCACACCAGCUGUAUCUUUUGUAGUGGUCUGCUGUUCUUCGACAGCAUCUUUGCGAUUUGGCUCUUGCAUCUUCUCACCGGACAGUGGGCCACUGCUCAGCGACGGGAUUCUGCCUUUCUGCUACUUUCUGGUUUUCAGGCUACAGGAGCCAGCUUGAUGGUGGUGGGCUUUGGGGGGAUCGGCUUUGUGAGAUGGGAUCUUCAUUUGGCACUUCACGCCCUUUGCGGACUUUGCAUUCUCAUAGGCUUUGGGCUUUGGUCCACGUGUGAACUGAUCGGGACAUUCCCAGAGCUGUUUGCGAAAGACAGGCCUCGAUGGCAUCGACCCCUCAGACUGUUGCAAUACUUGAGCUGGGGAGGGACCUGGUUCGCCCUCUUUGCUGGUGGAUCUGGGAUGAGCUUUCAAGCUGCGGUGAGGGCAGCCUCCGGCUGGGCAUGGCUGCCUGCAACCUUAAGUUUUGUCCAUGAGGACUUUGCACAAAUCUGCAGUGGAGGAAGCCCGACAUUUUCUUGGAGCCACUACUAUGCUCUGUGUCAGUGGAUGUGGAUGGGCUGCAUGCACUGCUUUGUGGCGUGCUCCAUUUGCGACUCUGAGGUCUACUUCUUGGUCAGCAAGGUGGAGGAGUCCGGUCAGCACCGCUCCCUGAGGCCUCCACUGCGCAUGGUCCUCUUGCUGGGCAUCGCUGCAGCAGGCGACGGCACGGCCUCCUCAACUGGGGAUUGUACAAACCUCUUCAACUGGGGGGGCUGAUCAAUCGAGCGUCUACAGCCAGCAUGAUCUGGAGAUGGUUUCAUGCAGUCUUUUUGCUCUUUAGAGCAGAAGCCACCUUUAGAUUACUGAGUCAUCAAGCCUGACAUGAAUGGAGGAAAAGAGACGGGACAAGUUCCUCUUCCUUGGAACAUCGACAUCAAAUGUGCACGCUGACAACUCAUAGUUUGCAAAUAAAUAAUGCCAUGCUUGUUGGUCAGAAAACAUGUGCAGUUUUCCAGUGAUGGUGCUUUGCUCAGGACUCUUCCGCUUGAUUUGGAACACUUGGUAGCUCUGAAAGUCUCAAUGGCUGUGGCUCAAUAGUCUUGAUCCUCCACCCAGAUUCUGGUUCGCUGACAAAGCACAAGAGCAAAGCGCAGCCAAAUCUUUAGCUUGGGCCAAGCCCGCUCAAUUGAGCUGUUGAGCGCCGCAGAAGGCGCGCCACUGGAGACUUCUCCAGGAAGAGGUUCCAAGCAGGACUUGGCUCUACCAACGAUGUGGCAUGGCUUUGUGGGUUGCAGAUGGCUAGUGCUCCAGCUGCUUGAGCUUGAACUUCUCUGAAUUUGGGUAAGUUCCCCCAAUUUUCGGUGCAGUGUAGAUCGAUGUGGGGCUGGUCCCAAAGAGGCUCCAGCUAUUUCAGAGCAGCGGCUCACGGCAAAACUGCCGUGCCAGGCUCCCAAGCAGCGACUUGUGAACAUCCCUCCGUAGAUCAGCUACGAUUGGUUUUUGCAGAUCUGUUCUCCACCCUGGCAGCCAUGUCUCCACACGGAUGACACCUCUGACUGCUC
Durusdinium trenchii is the source of this 2629-nucleotide messenger RNA. The record is from the annotation of a GenBank genome assembly. Lineage: Eukaryota; Dinophyceae; Suessiales; Symbiodiniaceae.